Diatraea saccharalis (sugarcane borer) is the source of this 3092-nucleotide messenger RNA. Lineage: Eukaryota; Metazoa; Arthropoda; Insecta; Lepidoptera; Crambidae. The record is from the annotation of a GenBank genome assembly.
GAGUCGCACCACAACCGAGCUCGCGGGCGCACGCAUGUCACGCACUCUUACCCUAGUGUAAACUAUUCAUCACUCACGCUCCAUAAAAGCAAAAACGGAAUCACAAAUAGUCGAAUGUGACCACAUGGAAAGUGAAAGCACCGUACGUGCGUAAAUAUACUGUACUAAAAAAAGUGCCGCAGUCAGUGAAACCAGUGAAAAGUUUUUCGCUACGCGGGGGAGCCACCCCUCGCCGUCACGAAAAAUCGGCCCCUCGCGUCCCUCGCUCGCCGCCGCCGAACUUUUCAUUCACCGGGGAAAAAAGUGUGGCAAGGCCGUCGUGACGUCACCGCGUCAAGUGGCCACGCGCUCGUUCCCUAGCAACGAGUGGUGUAGGAAGUGAGUGGAAGUGCGAGAUGGCAGUGCUCAGCGAAGGUGGUUCUUGCUCGCGAUGGUUGCCGGCACGGCGGGACGCGUGACAUGUAGCUUCGGCGGGCCUGGACUAUAUGUGCAGCACGCAGCGCGCGCGCGUCGCGAGGAUGCACCUCACUGGCGCGAGUUCGGGCGCCGUGUCGCCUGACACCAGCUCCACGCUCCUCCACGAAACCUACACAAAGAUGACAUCAGAUAUCCUAGCGGAACGAACACUUGGCGACUUCUUGUCCGAACAUCCAGGAGAAUUAGUUCGGACAGGCAGUCCCCACUUCGUGUGCACGGUGCUACCUCCGCACUGGCGAUCGAACAAAACACUGCCGGUAGCUUUUAAAGUAGUUGCUUUGGGGGAUGUGGGCGACGGAACUCUUGUGACAGUGCGAGCAGGAAACGACGAGAAUUGCUGCGCGGAGUUGAGAAACAGCUCGGCGGUGAUGAAGAAUCAAGUGGCUAAAUUCAAUGACUUAAGAUUUGUCGGCCGCAGCGGGCGCGGAAAAUCGUUCACGUUAACGAUAACAAUAUCAACGACGCCACCACAAGUGACAACCUACAACAAGGCCAUUAAGGUCACCGUCGACGGGCCAAGGGAACCUCGAUCAAAAACCAUGUUGUCUCUCCUAGGGCAGCAGCAGCAGUUUCACUUCGCAUUUGGCCAGCGACCUUUCCCGUUCCCGCCUGACCCACUAGGAGGGUUCCGAAUGCCACCCAUCACUACGUGCCAGAAUAUGAGUCAAUUUGGCUUAAGUUCGAGUAACACGCACUGGGGUUACGGCGGCGCGGGUGCAUACCCUGCUUACCUACCAUCAUGCGCGGCACCUGCGGCUUCGCAGUUCAAUCCCCCAGCGUUGGGCUUCACUGGAUCUGUGCCCGAACAGACGCCCACACAAGAUUUCACAGCAAAUAAUACUGUUUUACCAGAUACGACAGGUGUGGAUUUAGACCAGCAACUGUCUGGUCUAGUCGGCACAUCACCGUCUCACCACGGGAGUCUCUUGCCCCGGUACAACAAUAAUGCUGACUACAGCCUCUCAACAGGACCUCGCUCGCUCAGCGAUAACAGCUCACAACCAGAAUCACCUGUACAAGACGACAUCCUCAGUUCUAAUACCACGACAAACAUCGGACAUAAUCACACAAACACCGCAAACUUUUCGUCCCUCAUGGGAACACAAAACUCGUCUUAUAGUAGCAGUAAUUGCAACAACUCGCUUUACCCUGUCUUACCAGCAAGUUUACUCUACAGUCAGUUGUAUACAGCUGCAAAUCAGACGCAUAAUUUUCAUCCUCUACACUCUAAUUCAAUACAUUCAACGCAAAAUCACCACAACGAGUUGCAGACGAUGAUGGAUCAGAUUUCUUCGACGACUAACAAUCAUAGACAGCAUGGGAGCCAUGGACAAGGAGAGUUGUUACUUGGUGCAGGGAAUUCAUGUGCGGCCGCGGCGGCCAGAGGAGAGGAUGGUAGGGUUAACAGUCUAGGACAAAGGGGUAAUCCUCAACCUGAUAGUAACACAGUAUGGAGGCCAUACUAAAAUAAUAAUUUAUGAUUAUUUAUGUUUUCGAGGAUGUUCGAAAAAUGCAAGAUGUUAAAUGUCUAUGAAGUUGUGAUAACAUUAUAAAUCUUAAAGUGAAAGAUUUCAUAACGUCUUGUAUUCAUUAGUUAUUAUUACGUUAGAUUAAAAAUAGUGCAACGAAGUAGAGUACCGUUUAGGUAUGGUUAUUAUGUUGAUGUAAAUUGUAUGGGUAAAAUGACGAUUAGUUAAAUUUUUAUAUAAAUAUGCGUUUUUAAAAAUUCGUUCCCGUCCUAAAUAUAUACGACUUCCAUUCACUUUGUGGUGAAUCAACUGUUUGUUAGUUUGAAGUGUUUAUUUUCUUAUGAAUAAAGCGUAAAACUAUUGUCGACUUAGAAGUAUAUAAAAUAAAUCUCAUGACAUUUUUAGUUUCAACAUUACUAAUUAAAAAGACCAUGAAAAAUACCCGUGAUACAUUCGAAUUUCUUUCAAAGUUUUAAAAUUGUUUAUUUCACAAGAUCCUCAAAAUAAACAGAAAAAUUUUAAAGGAACAUAUCAAAACUGUUUUCCGAGACCCACAAACACAAUAAGUACAAUUUAUUAUUUCUUGGACUAUGUAAAUAAAAAUGUGAAUAAGUUGUUGUAAAUGCAUCUUGUAAAGUGCAAUAGAUGUGCUAUUAUGAAGUUGAGUAGAUAUAUAUUAAAUUAAGAAGUAAGCACAUUAACUGUUGAUUAGUAAGGCAUGUCCAUUUUGUACAUAAAUCUGUCCACAGCUAUUUUAAUGUACCUAUCGUUUCUAAUUCGCUGUGUAAUUAAGUAUUUUUGUUAUUAAAAGUGCCAAAGAGAUUUGAUUACGUUAUACUAAGUUAUUAUUGUAUCUUCUACUCAUAUGUUAGUUAAAACUAUUCAUAAUUUAAAGAAAUUUGAACCUGGAAUAUCAAUGUUACUAAUAAACAUUUGUUUUCCAAAUCCAUUGUGUGCAAUUUGAUUAACAGCAGAAUUCUAAAUUAAGUGACUAUUUUUAUAGUUAGAUUUAUUGAUAACUUCUUUAUUAAUAUGUUUUAUAUAUCUUGCAUUGCAAUUUACGAUUUUUUAAUUUAAUUUCAGUUUCUCGUUGUAUUUCUGUUGACUACAAGUAGCGGAAAUGAUUUUACGUUAAAUAAAUUGUAU